Messenger RNA from Heterobilharzia americana, 3788 nucleotides. The record is from the annotation of a GenBank genome assembly. Lineage: Eukaryota; Metazoa; Platyhelminthes; Trematoda; Strigeidida; Schistosomatidae.
AUUGUUCCACCGACUAUCACAAUAAAACAUAUGGCUGUAAAAAUUAUCAAAGGAUGUAUAAUUACGGAUUUUUCUUUUGACUAAAUUUUCCUUCAAACACAAGAAGAGAUAGAGAAAGAGAGAAGUGCAAACAGGAAUUCUUUGUCCAUUCUUUACCUCCCGUUAAAACUACCUGUGUCUAGAGAUGCACAGUGUCACAAAAUUUGUGGAUAAUGAUGGUGAACACUCAAGGUGAUUUUCAAGUGUAAUGAUGAAUAAACAGAAGAAGGCGUAGAACGAACGAACAGAAAAGUGAAUUAAAGCAUAAUAAUAAAAAAGGUAAUUUUAUGUGAUUCAAACAUUUGUCAAAAAAACAUAGACAAAAUGCAUGCACACACUAACACACAGGCAUAAGUAAAUCAUAAAGCCAACAAAAACGGUGCUUUCAAACAUUAUUCCCCUACCAAAGUAUGUCCACUAAAUUAAAAAUGAUAUAAUUACUCAUUAAUUCACUAGUCGAUAAAGAUACUCACAUAACAUCUCGCAGUUCACCUGUUACUUUCUUCAACAGUGACAAUUUCUGUGGGUUACUCUUAUAAAUACUACUAAUUUUGGGGAGAAGUGAACAAACCGACUAUAUCAUCUUGACUGAAAAGUUACACUGUACAAAAAUAGCCAAAUAGACACAAAAGAAAUAUAUUGAUAAUAAUGAUGAAAGUCUGUCCACAACACCUUUUCUAUAUUAUAACUGUCAGCUUGUUUAUUUGUUCCUUGAAUGGCACAACAAGCAAGAACUCAGUGAACACUUUAAAGGAAACAAGGAAAUUCUUUACAAGAAGUGUAUUUGACUUACAUAUUGAACAUUUAACUUUUAAUUUGAACACUACUGAUGACCAUUUGAAUAAAUUCUUUGAACCAACAUUUCUAGACAAAUGCUAUACACAUAUUGAUAUCAACCAGUGUUAUAUUGUUUUAGGCAUAUGUGUUGCUGAAAUUAAUUAUCUAAACAAAACACAUCAACAUAUUCCAUUGAAUAGACCAAUUCUAAUGAAAUAUCAUGAAAAUUUAAUUCAAGCAUAUAAUCGAACACCAUCAUUUUCAUGGGAAAUUUAUAAUGAUUUGUUACCAAUCGGUUGUGAAAUCGGACAUGAACAAAUAAUGACCAGUGUACUUAAUAUGAAUACGUCUACAAAUCGAUUGAAUCUAACCUAUAAUUUUAAAUUAAGCACUAUGAUAAAGCAUAGUCUGAAGUUAUUAUUCAACGUGUAUCAUCUGACACCGAAUGGAGAUUUAUGGUUAAUUGAUCAGCUGUCUACAAUAUUAUCCAGAGUUGAACUUAACCAGCCAUGGACAUUAGUCAACCUAAUCGGGAGUGAUGAUAAUUCAGUUUUAAAUACUUAUCAACAGUCUGUUAAUGAAACAACUUUAAGUUUAUUAUCACCAAGCUAUUCGUAUUUCAGUAUCUUGGUUAGAUAUCGGUAUUCAUGCUCAAUAAACUACUACGGAGAGGACUGUAAUCAUUUCUGCAGACCACGAGACUCCAGUUUUGGUCACUAUCAGUGUCAUCCACAAACAGGCGAGUUAGUAUGCAACCCAGGAUGGAUAGGAGCAAGGUGUAGUCAAGCACUUUGUAGAGCUGGUUGUAAACAUGGUACUUGUAUUGGACCGGAAUUAUGCAGUUGUAUAGACGGUUGGACAGGUUCCCAUUGUGAUCAGUGUGUUACAACACCAGGCUGUGUAAAUGGUCAUUGUCAGUUAAGUUCAAAACAUGCUAGCUAUUUACCAUUUACAUGUGAAUGUGAACCAGGUUGGACUGGAAUGCUGUGUAACAUAAAUAUGCGUACAUGUGAUGAACAUACUGAUAUUUGUCAAAAUCGCGGUGAAUGCGUCAAUCAACCUGACCCAAAUGGAAUGAAAGUAACGUAUCGAUGUGAAUGCUUGCCAGGAUUUUAUGGUGCACACUGUGAGAAAAAAAUUACUGACUGUAAAUUCCAUGGAUGCAAUAACAGAGGAAAAUGUCAGAGAGAAGGAACAUGCGUAUGUAAUGCGACAUAUUAUGGUGCAUUUUGUCAGUUCAACCAAACUACCUGUGAUCAAAAUCCUUGUUUAGGAAGUCGAUCUAAAUGUCUGAAACAAUCCAAUCAGAUAACGGAUGGGGAAAACAGACAGACGAAAUUGACUGUGAAAGAGUUCAAGUGUCAAUGUGAACAAGGGAAAUUUGGAGAAAACUGUGAAUUCGACUUGGAUGAAUGCUUGUUGAAACCAUGCCAAAAUGGUGGUUAUUGUGUUGAUAUGCCAACCGGUUAUAAGUGUGUUUGCCCUCCUCGUUUUACGGGUGCCAAAUGUCAAAUUUCACGAACAGUAUGUCAAAACAAUUCAUGUGCAAAUGGUGGUCAGUGUUUAGAUGAAUCAGUUGGCUUCCAGUGUCACUGCUUAACAGGAUGGAAAGGUUUAACAUGUCGGGAAAAUGUCAAUGAAUGUUCUGAAAUACCGAAACAAACUGGUCGUCCAUUAUGUCAAAAUAAUGCUGGUUGUCGUGAUCUCCUAGGUUCAUAUAGGUGUUUAUGUUCAUCUGGAUGGGAAGGAAAACAUUGCGAGAUACGUAAAUCAAAUCACACACAACUCCAUCAUCACUCUAAUGAAUGCAUACAUAAUAAAGUUGUGAGUGAUCCUAUAAGAAAGAAUAAAUUGUAUCAUCAUUACAAACAAUUCAUAAUGUUGUUUACAAUUCUAACAAUUGCCUUCUUUAUUGUGAUAAUCAUAUUAGGUGGAGGAAUUCUAUUUUACUGUAGUAGUUAUAAAUAUCAAAGAGUAAAAAUGUCAAACAAUCGUCAAACUUGUCAAUCUGUUAACACAAGUAUAUUAAAAACGAAUAAAGACUCCGCUCUUGAGGCAGUGAAAACAAAUGAACAUCGAAAAUUAACAUGUCAAUCACUUGCUUAUCCAAUACAUCAACAAAAAUCUUCAAACGUGGUUAAAUCUAUUCAUGAUUGGCCUUGUCUUCUAUAUGUAAAUAAUUCAUUUUCAGAUAAAGUAUUUAUGAAUAUACAAAACAAGUCUUAUGAAAAUUAUCAAAAUCACAACAGCUUAUCGUUAUACAGAACACCUCAAUGUUAUAUAGAAGAAAACAGAUAUGUAAGUAAUAACACUGAUGUGAAUCCAUUUUUAAAGUCUGAUAACACUGCUACCUAUUGUAUGAAUAAUCAACUCAGUUUAAAAUUAAAAAAUUGUCAACAUUAUGAACAUCAUAACCGCCAGCAUCAUCAUCAUAACCUUGAAACCUCAACCCAACGAUCACAGUCACUGCCAUUUGUCAGUAGACCAAACACACCACCUCCAACAUAUGAAAAUUCAAUUGGUUUGAAUAAAAUAAUCUCUGGUGACAAGAUAUAAAUGAGUUUAAAAUUAACCCACCUAUAUAACAGUGAGUGAUUAAACGAUAAGACAAUCAUUCUAUGUUUCUUUUCUGCCAGUAAACAGGUCACUUCAGUAACGUGGGACUACACGCUCUCUAUCUUCGAGAUUUCAUAUCAUAAGUUCAUAAUAAGUUUGGUAAUAUGCAUUUCUCACAAUGGUUUAUUUUAAAUGUAUGCAUAGAAAUAUGGAUACAAUAUAUUACAUUGAUGUAUUGUAUUGAAACAAAGUGAUUGUACCUGAGUAGUUAAUGAAUAUUCAUUUAUUCUACUUCAAAAGCAGAAACAUUUGAUGGUAACGGUGUAAAAAAUAUCAUUUAAAACCAGCUCUUCUUUUUUAUGUGUCUGUAUGAUUUCAUUAACUGUUGUAAUAAACCAGUUUUAAUGUAUGUACUG